CCAUUACCACUUCCCCCCUCUCUCUCCUCUGCCCUCUGCCCUCACCCCUCUCUCUCUCUAAACAAAGACCGGAGAGAAACACAAGAAGAGAGCGAGUAGAGACGAACACCGACCGAGAAUCCUUUUUAAUUGAUGGGCAGUGAAAUUCUUCCCUUGUGGAUCUGAAACAUACAUACUGCUAGAUUCGUUGUUGAAUCUCCCGUCCCCUCUUGAUUUGCUCGAAAAGAAGAAGGAUUUUAUUUGCUCGUCGUUGCUUUGCUUCCGCUUUGUGUUUUGUUGGUGGUUGGUUGAAGAAGAGCGAGGAGGGGACGGCAUGGUGAAGGUGAAGAAGGAGGGACCUUGCUGCCAUUGCCGGGUCAUGAGCAGUCCUCUCUGGCGACACGGGCCGCCGGAGAAGCCGGUGCUCUGCAAUGCGUGUGGGACGAGAUGGAGGAAAAAGGGUACACUGGAGAACUACACACCAGCACCACAAGUGCAAAGGAAACAAACCGUUCGCAGAACAGUGAAGAAAGAACCAUCUUCUGAUAACAACUUGGGGAAGACAGGGGAUGCUGCUGACACUUUUAGCAAUCCAUCUGGUUUCGGAUCAGCGCUAUCCUAUUCAGGUUCAGCGCAAUCACAUGCUCGGGAGCCACUGGUACCAUCAAGAAAAAAGAGUUGUGUCGGUCGUCGUCGUAAGCCGUCAACGGUGGAAGCGCUUGCGGAGGAUCUCAACUCCAUAAUGCACGAAGAGCAGUUAUGUUCUGGUUCAGGGCUUGGUACCAUUCCAGGAUCCUCAGACGAAGACCUACUGAUUUAUCAUAGCGAGACUCCUGCUAGCUGCUUUGAGAUUGGUUAUGGAAGCAUGCUUCUUAGACAUCCAAACUCAGAAUCAGAAGCAAAUUCUGUUCCUGCACAUAACAAGAAAGUAGGAGGAAGAGGAAACGCCGGUGGUGCUUUCAGAGGCCUUACCAAGUCCACUAUGAGGUCUCUCAAAAGACUUUAUGAAAGCCAGCCUCAAAUCUUCACAGAUGCAGAAGUGAGAGGAGGAACCAUGCACAAGCCUUCUUUUCAGUUCAGAAUGCCGAAAUCUGGUAAUGCUACUGGAGGAGUAGCUGCAGCAGCAUUUAACCUGUUCAUGUUACCCCCAGACAAAUUAUCAUCCAUGCUGGUCCCUCCUGAAAAGGGUGGUGAUCAAGACUCGCUGCUGCUGGAGGUUCCUCGCAAUGCGCUGCACCCGGAGGCAGAGCUUCUUCUCAGCUGCCCCCCAUCAUGCCGAUAACCGGUGGGCGGGCAUCCGCCAACUCGGUGAAGUUGGUUUCAUUUUGUGUAGCACAUAUAUGGCUGGAGAAAUGGCAACUUGUAUUAUAGCUCUGCUGUGUGUAUGGGAAAUGGAUGAAGUACUAGUCUGCAAUGCAAUACAAAUACUUGCUGGACAGGUUUCCUCUCAUGUUUAAUUAGUUAAAUUAUUAAGUAUAUUAAUAAAGUGGUGCUUAAUCUUGAAUAAAGUGGUGCCAAACACUGUGUUGAAAAA
This is a messenger RNA of Triticum aestivum (bread wheat), 1513 nucleotides long. RefSeq names its product GATA transcription factor 27. The record is from RefSeq and is a predicted model, not a curated record. Gene Ontology annotation, biological process: regulation of DNA-templated transcription. Gene Ontology annotation, molecular function: sequence-specific DNA binding; zinc ion binding. The coding region runs from base 314 to 1261 and encodes 315 amino acids. NCBI's taxonomy places the organism in Eukaryota, Viridiplantae, Streptophyta, Magnoliopsida, Poales, Poaceae. The transcript has 4 exons.